CUUGACCUCACAUAAAAUAUCACCAUUUCAAAUUAAGGGCCCCAAUCUUACUCUACCUCUUCUCACUUUCCUCUAACACUUCUUAGCUCAUCACCAAAUCUUAAUCGCUAUUCUUUCAUGUUCUAUGUAUCCAAUUCCAAUACAUUAUAAAAUCCAUAACCAUUUCACAUUAACACUUGUUUUUCACGUUAAUUCUUCUGUUAAAACCCAAAUAGCUUCGCGCGGAGCUUGUUUCUGGAUGAACAACUGCAUGGCUAGGCUGUUGCAAUUUAGCCCUUGUUCUUCCUCCGCAUUCCACCGCGAGACGUUUUGUUAUUCGAAAAAGUUCGCUGUUUUGCCGCGCAGAAUCCAUUCCUUGAAUUGGGUCUCGGGAAUUUGUGGUCAAAUCCAACCAAGGAAGCAUUUUGAGCUCAUGUCCUCCAAUGGCUACCCUCUCAAUGCCGUUUCCGUGUCUCUGCAAGAUGGCUCAGCUGCAAUGUUGCCAGAAGAAUUUCCUUUAUUUGAGUUAGCAAAAGCAGAGUCCAUGCUCAGCAUAACUGUUGUUGGAGCUUCCGGGGACCUUGCGAAGAAGAAAAUCUUUCCAGCUUUGUUUGCACUUUUUUAUGAAGAUUGUCUUCCAGAGAAUUUUGUCGUCUUUGGUUAUGCUCGGACUAAAAUGAAUGAUGAGGAACUACGGCACAUGAUCAGUACAACUUUAACUUGCAGAAUUGAUAAGAGGGAGAAUUGUGAUGCCAAGAUGGAACAGUUUCUGAAAAGAUGCUUUUAUCACUCCGGUCAAUACAGUUCCGAGGAUCAUUUUGCAGAAUUGGACAGAAAACUAAAAGAAAAGGAGGGUGAUAGAGUAUCUAACAGGUUGUUUUACUUGUCAAUACCUCCAAAUAUAUUUGUGGAUGUGGUGAAAUGUGCUAGUGGUAAAGCGUCUUCAACAAGUGGUUGGACGAGGGUCAUUGUUGAAAAACCAUUUGGACGUGAUUCUGAAUCAUCAAGAGAGUUGACAAGAUGUCUAAUGAAGUAUUUAACUGAAGAGCAAAUAUUCCGAAUCGACCAUUACUUGGGAAAGGAGCUUGUUGAGAAUCUCUCAGUUCUUCGUUUCUCAAAUCUUGUUUUUGAGCCUCUCUGGUCCAGAAAUUACAUUCGCAAUGUGCAGUUUAUAUUCUCUGAAGAUUUUGGUACUGAGGGACGAGGAGGAUACUUUGAUAAUUACGGGAUCAUCCGAGAUAUUAUGCAAAAUCAUUUGCUUCAAAUAUUAGCAUUGUUUGCAAUGGAAACACCUGUCAGCUUGGAUGCUGAAGAUGUCCGAAAUGAAAAGGUGAAAGUUUUAAGGUCAAUGAGGCCAUUGCAGCUUGAAGAUGUGGUUAUAGGCCAGUAUAAAGGCCACAGCAAGGGUCUUAAGUCCCAUCCAGGAUAUACCGAUGAUCCAACCGUGCCCAAGGACAGUAUUACUCCAACCUUUGCUGCUUUAGCACUCUUUAUUAACAAUGCCCGCUGGGAUGGGGUUCCUUUCCUUAUGAAAGCGGGGAAAGCUCUGCACACUAAGCGAGCAGAGAUCAGGGUUCAGUUCAGACACGUUCCUGGCAAUUUGUACAAAAAUAACUUUGGAACUGAUUUGGAUAAAGCAACAAAUGAGCUAGUGCUUCGCUUACAACCAGAUGAAGCCAUAUACUUGAAAAUCAACAACAAGAUUCCGGGUCUCGGGAUGAGACUUGACCGCAGUGACCUUAAUCUGCUUUACAAAGCGAAGUAUCCAACCGAAAUACCAGAUGCCUAUGAGCGGCUCCUCUUGGACGCAAUAGAAGGAGAACGAAGGCUGUUCAUUAGAAGCGAUGAGCUCGAUGCUGCAUGGGCGUUGUUUACACCUCUUUUGAAAGAGCUGGAAGAGAAGAAGAUUGCACCAGAGCUGUAUCCAUAUGGAAGUCGGGGCCCUGUUGGAGCACAUUACCUCGCUGCAAAGCAUAAUGUCCGGUGGGGAGAUCUUUCUGGUGAAGAUUGAUUAAAUUAUACGAGCUGCUGUUCUUUAGUCUCUCCCUCUCGAGUUUGGAUGCCCCUCGAAGUACGUACACCUAUGCCUUCUCUCACUUACUUUCUGGAGUUUCGGCUGUCACUCAAAGCAUAGUCAUUUGUUACAACCUUCUGGGUUGUAACAGAUUCUUUUGUUUCCAACAUGAUUUCUGUUGUGGCCUCUUUUGAUGCCCAGGAAGAAUGAUGUUCAGGCAGUUCUUCCCCCAGAAAAUUGAUUAUAGGCUGUACAGUGGGUGGGAAAGAAUCAAUAAAUUGUUGUUGGUACAAGCAAAACCAAUAAAUUUGUUAUAUGAAAUCUGUAUGAUUGGAAGAUUUGGUAUUUA
This is a messenger RNA of Ipomoea nil (Japanese morning glory), 2342 nucleotides long. RefSeq names its product glucose-6-phosphate 1-dehydrogenase, chloroplastic-like. Gene Ontology annotation, biological process: glucose metabolic process; pentose-phosphate shunt, oxidative branch. The transcript has 10 exons. Gene Ontology annotation, cellular component: chloroplast stroma. Gene Ontology annotation, molecular function: NADP binding; glucose-6-phosphate dehydrogenase activity. The record is from RefSeq and is a predicted model, not a curated record. Bases 125 to 1990 code for a protein of 621 amino acids. Lineage: Eukaryota; Viridiplantae; Streptophyta; Magnoliopsida; Solanales; Convolvulaceae.